Messenger RNA from Rhodotorula toruloides NP11, 1968 nucleotides. RefSeq names its product aminotransferase, class V/Cysteine desulfurase. Bases 1 to 1968 code for a protein of 655 amino acids. The record is from RefSeq and is a predicted model, not a curated record. NCBI's taxonomy places the organism in Eukaryota, Fungi, Basidiomycota, Microbotryomycetes, Sporidiobolales, Sporidiobolaceae. The transcript is spliced from 9 exons.
AUGACGAAGACACACUCGUUGUUCUUUUACGGGACGCUUUGCCACGGCGCAGUGCUUGCACGCGUUCUCGGACACCCGGGCGAGGGGUUGACAAGUCGCGAUGCCCUGCUCCUCGACCAUGUGCGCUUCCACGUCCAGCAAGAAGACUUCCCCGCCGUCGUCUCUUCUGCCGACGGCACCAGUGUAAUGAACCGGUCGCUGUCUGAGGAGGAGUCUACCGUCCGUGGCGUGCUCGUCGAAGGGCUGAGCGACGCUGAUGUAGCGCUGCUCGACGAGUUCGAGGGCGACGAAUACACUCGCGCACCGUGCCCCGUCCGCCUCCUCGACUCUCCCGCCUCUUCGCCUCUCUACGCUCACACCUACCUCUGGACCGCCCCACUCUCGCGCCUCUCGCCUCAAAUCUGGUCGUUCGAAGCCUUCCUCCGCGACUCUGCGCAUCGCUGGGUCGGCGUCGGAGCCGAGUGGAACCCAGACUAUCUCGAGGUCGACAGGAGGCGGAACAUGAAAGGUGUCAUCACGCCGAGGGGAGUGAGGGAGGCGGCGGGACACCUCGUCCAGGAGCAGGGGGAGCAGCUCAAGAAGGAGCUCGACAAGCUGGCGCUCGAGAAUGGGAAGGAGCAAGAGAAUGGCGGGGCAGUCCAGUUCGGGCGGAAGCUCGCGGAGAAGUACUGGAGGUUCGCGCCUGGAUACGUCAACCUCAACCACGGCUCCUACGGCGCCGCCCCCAUCCCCGUCGUCGAGGCCCUCGAGCGCAUCCAAGCCGAAUGCGACUCUGCGCCCGACCGCUUCAUGCGCCUCAACUACGAGAGCCAGCUCGUCGCUCUCCGCGCUCGCCUCGCCAAGUUCGUCGACUGCGACACCGACGACCUCGUCAUGGUUACUAACGCUACCACCGGCGUUAACGAGGUGUUGAGGGGAAUGACUAAUGAGUGGAAGAAGGGCGACAGGCUGUUGUGCUUCUCCACGAGCAUCUAUCCCGCCUGCGUGCAGACGCUGCAGUACAUCGUCGACACCCACCCUCACCUCUCGCUCUCGCUCCUUAACAUCCCCGUCUCCUACCCGAUCCCGCACGCCGAACUCAUCGCCAAGACUCGUGCGGCCAUCGAAGAAGCCGAGAACGACGGGACGGGCAGGAAGGUCCGGCUUGCGCUGAUCGACUCGAUCUCGAGCAACCCUGGCGUCGUCGUUCCGUGGGAAGAGCUUGUCGAGCUCUUCCGCGAGAAGGACAUCCUCUCACUCGUCGACGGCGCGCACCAAAUUGGCCAGCUUCCCGUCUCGCUCAGGACUUCCCGACCCGAUUUCUUCGUCUCGAAUGCGCACAAAUGGCUCAUGGCUCACCGCUCGUCCGCCAUCCUCUAUGUCGACAAGAAAUUCCAACACCUCAUCCACACCAUCCCCAUCGGUCACAUGUAUCGCUCUCGCGAACCCUCGGCUAAUGGCUCUCCCGGCUGGGUAGACGAGCACGUUUGGAGCGGUACGAUCGACUGGGCGCCAUACCUCUCGACGACUGCCGCGCUCGUUUUCCGCCAGAAUGUCCUUGGCGGAGAGGAGAGGAUCAAUGAGUGGUGUCAUCAAUUGGCGGUUGAGGGAGGAGAAGAGGUCGCGAAGGUUUUGGGAAUGAGGACGAUGCGGAACGCGAGGCCGGAGGAGGGAGAGUUGGUCGCCAACAUGGUCAAUGUCGAGCUCCCGAUUCCUCGCCCGUCGACCUUCUCGCCCGACGACAAACGUCUUCUCGCCGCUUUCUGGUUCAAGCGUCUCUCGGAGAACCACAACACGAUCGUUCCCAUCUUCACUCACGACGACCGUUACUGGACUCGCCUCUCCGCCCAAGUGUACAACGACAUGGACGACUUCCGCCACGCAGGACAGGCCGUCAAGCGCGUCUGCGAGCGUAUCGUCGGCGGCGAGUUCCGAGGCGCGGAUGCGAAGGAGGCGCGGGAACAGCUGACUGACGCGGAGCAGCCGUAG